This is a messenger RNA of Ostertagia ostertagi, 738 nucleotides long. The record is from the annotation of a GenBank genome assembly. NCBI's taxonomy places the organism in Eukaryota, Metazoa, Nematoda, Chromadorea, Rhabditida, Trichostrongylidae.
AUGUUGACGACUGUAGCGGAGCGGAGUUCAUCGGUCACAGCUGAAGAAAUAGCAAGAGGAAGAAUCACGACCACAACGGACAACUCCGGGGAUGGAGCUAUGUACGUGGACGAAACACCACCGCAAAACGAGCGACUGUACCAAAGCCGUGCUACCACUGAUAUUCUGGACACCAACAAGGAAUUGCUACAAGAAUACGAAUCUGUUAGCGCCGGAUUGCGUUUGAAGAUGAUAUCGUUAUCAAAUGUAGCGCAUGAGGGAGCGCAGCAGCAGAUGAAGAAUUUCAUCGAAAUGUUGAAGAAUAUGGAUAGGGCGUCAUUAAAAAGAAAGCCGGAAGCCCAGGAACAGAGGCCCUAUGCUUCAGGAGAAUUCCUGACGACAAUUCAGACAGAGACUUCGAUGAAUGGGUCAAGUGUUCCACAUGUGGUUUAUGGGCCCACGAGAGCUGUUCUGGGGAAGGGACGCCUUGCCCCUACGAUGAAGGCACAUUUAACUACUCCUCCUAGGAACAGAGGCCCGUGGAAGCCGGAAGCCCAGGAACAGAGGCCCGUGGAGGAGUUCAAUCCGGACGACAUUCAGUGUUGUAUAAUAUGCUUCAGGAGAAUUCCUGACGACAAUUCAGACAGAGACUUCGAUGAAUGGGUCAAGUGUUCCACAUGUGGUUUAUGGGCCCACGAGAGCUGUUCUGGGGAAGGGACGCCUUGCCCCUACGAUGAAGGCACAUUUAACUACUCCUAG